UGUACUGCACGGAUGUCUCUCUCCCUCAGUCUCGUUAGCUUUGUGUUGUGAUCUCGGUUGCACUGAAUGUACUGCACGGAUGUCUCUCUCUCUCUCGUUAGCUUUGUGUUGUGAUCUCGACUGCACUGAAUGUACUACGGGUCUCUCUCCCUCAGUCUCGUUAGCUUUGUGUUGUGAUCUCGACUGCACUGAAUGUACUACGGGUCUCUCUCCCUCAGUCUCGUUAGCUUUGUGUUGUGAUCUCGACUGCACUGAAUGUACUACGGGUCUCUCUCCCUCAGUCUCGUUAGCGUUGUGUUGUGAUCUCGGCUGCUCUGAAUGUACUGCACGGGGCUUCCAUGUUUGCCACCAAGCCCGGUCAUCUUGUGUGUGUUUUUUUUAAGGGGCGUGUUCUAACUAUCUUGAUUGAAAGCAAAGGCUUCUUUCCCUAGCCAUUGCUGAAAAGAAAAAAAAACUCCAUUACCAGCACAGGGUCGCAAUCUUCUCGGGUUUCUCUUAAAAACCUUCAGAUUACAGACUUUUCGGCGCUUAUGUUUCUCUAGGAAAACGUUUAGUCGAGACCAUUAUGGAGGUCUGAAGCCGGAAAAGAUACGAUUUUGCCUCCAAAACAGUCGUUUUUCCGGCCGCAGCAGAGCGACGACUGGUCCUUCUUUUUUAAGGUGCCCUCUCUUGCUGCAUUCAUUUUGCGUUUUGAGAUCAAGGUAAACGUCAGCUGGCGGCUGGGAGAUGAGGAAGCCUCGGAGGAAGUCGAGACAGGCUGCCGAGGGCCCACGCUCCCCGUCCCCCUACCGCCUGAAGUGCUCGCCCACCCGGGAGACGCUCACCUAUGCCCAGGCGCAGAAGAUGGUGGAGGUGGACAUCGACGGGCGGCUGCACCGCAUCAGCAUCUUGGACCCGCUCAAGGUCAUCACGGAGGAUGAAAUGAUGGCGCAGGACAUCAGCGAGUGCAACAGCAACAAGGAGAACAGUGAGCAGCCGCUCAGCCCUGGCAAGCCUGGCAAGAAGCCGCCGACCACCAAGGGCAAGAAGAAGGAGCCGGCCAAGAAUUCCUCUUUGGGUGCGGGGGGUGGAGGAGGAGGGGGGUCCCAUCACCACCACCACCACCAUGCCCUGCCCAAGCCCACCUUCAAGAUCCUGGAGUCCUUCACCCCGACGGACGCCCCGCCCAUGCCGGCUGCAUAUUACCGCUACAUGGAGAAGUCCGUGGACGAGCUUGAUGCUGAGGCGGAGUACGACAUGGAUGAGGAGGACUUCGCCUGGCUGGAGAUGAUUAAUGACAAGCGCAGGUCUGACGGGCAUGCCUCGGUCUCCCCGGACACUUUCGAGGUGCUCCUGGACCGGCUCGAGAAGGAGUCCUUCUUGGAGAGCCGGAGCCAGGGCCCCUCUCAGACAGUCAUCGACGAGGACGCCUUCUGCUGCGUCUGCUUGGACGAUGAGUGCCACAACAGCAACGUCAUCCUCUUCUGUGACAUCUGCAACCUGGCUGUCCACCAGGAAUGCUACGGCGUGCCCUACAUCCCAGAGGGCCAGUGGCUGUGCCGCUGCUGCCUGCAGUCGCCUGCCCGGCCUGUAGACUGCGUCCUUUGCCCGAACAAAGGCGGAGCCUUUAAACAGACAAGCGACGGUCGCUGGGCGCACGUGGUAUGCGCCAUUUGGAUCCCCGAGGUCUGCUUUGCCAACACGGUGUUCCUGGAGCCUGUGGAAGGGGUGGAGAACAUUCCCCCUGCCCGCUGGAAGCUGACCUGCUACAUCUGCAAGCAGAAGGGGGUGGGCGCCUCCAUCCAGUGCCACAAGGCCAACUGCUACACCGCCUUCCACGUGACCUGCGCCCAGCGGGCUGGCCUCUUUAUGAAGAUCGACCCUGUGCGGGAGACCAGCGUCCACGGGACCACGUUCUCCGUCAAGAAGACAGCCUUCUGCAAGGCCCACUCCCCGCCGAGCACCAGCAGGAAGAAAGGAGCCGCGUCCAACAGCGAGGGGGAAGAGGAGGAGGAGGAGGAGGAGGAGGAGGACGAGGUAAGGACCCGUGCGCACCACAAGCGCACCCUCAAGAAGGCGUCCAAGCUGAAGCGCAAAAUAAAGAAGUCGAUGGAGGUGGCAGCCAGGCGCUCCUCAAUGCCUAUGGUGAUGGUGCCACAAAUCCCUUCGCACAGGUUAAAUAAAAUCUGCACUGGCGUUUCUGUUCAGAGGAAGAACCAGUUCAUGCAGAGGCUGCACAAUUACUGGCUGCUGAAGAGGCAGUCCAGGAACGGCGUUCCCCUGAUUCGCAGGCUGCACUCGCACUUACAGUCGCAGAGAAACACGGAACAGGUGGAACCGGACGAGAAGACGAGUGCGGUGAAGGAGGAGCUCAAGUACUGGCAGAAGCUGCGGCACGACCUGGAGCGGGCGAGGCUGCUGGUGGAGCUGAUCCGCAAGAGGGAGAAGCUGAAGAGAGAGCAGGUUAAAGUCAGUCAAGCAGCAAUGGAACUCCAGCUCACUCCCUUCAUUGUACUCCUGCGCACAACCCUGGACCAGUUGCAGGAAAAGGAUUCAGCACAGAUCUUUGCACAACCAGUUGACCUGAAAGAGGUCCCAGAUUACCUGGAGUUCAUCUCCCACCCCAUGGAUUUUGCCACCAUGCGGACAAAGCUGGAGUCUCAUGGGUACAGGACCUUGGGCGAGUUUGAAGUGGACUUCAACCUCAUCGUCAGCAACUGCUUGAAAUACAACGGAAAAGACACGAUAUUCCACCGGGCCGCAGUGCGCCUACAAGAGUUGGGCGGAGCUAUCCUGAGACACACCCACCGGCAGGCAGAGAACAUCGGCUUUGACCGGGAAACUGGCAUGCACCUCAGAGAGUCGCCCAAAACAGAGGACUUCUACCGCUUCUCCUGGGAGGACGUGGACAACAUCCUGGUCCCGGAAAACCGCGUCCACCUGUCCCUGGAGGACCAGCUGAAGGAGCUGCUGGACAAGCUGGACAUGGUGAGCUCCAUGCGCUCGAGCGGCGCCCGCACUCGCAGGAUACGCCUGCUACGCCGCGAGAUCAACAGCAUCCGGGGUAAGAGACUGCUGCACAACGGGGAGCGAGGCCAUCACCUGCGGGGGGAGGAGACCGACCGGGAGCACAGCCAACACCAGCUGGGGGAGGAGACCGACCGGGAGCACAGCCAACACCAGCUGGGGGAGGAGACCGACCGGGAGCACAGCCAACACCAGCUGGGGGAGGAGAGCGACCGGGAGCACAGCCAACACCCGCUGGGGGAGGAGACCGACCGAGAGCACAGCAAACACCCGCGGGGGGAGGAGACCGAUCGGGAGCACAGCAAACACCCGCGGGGGGAGGAGACCGACCGGGAGCACAGCAAACACCCGCGGGGGGAGGAGACCGACCGGGUCAAAUCCCGGGGUGAGGAGCGAGGGGGCAGCCCUGACAGAGCAGGUGACACAAAAUCCACCCCACCACCCACCCUGGAGCCCACGGGACCCCCCCCUUCCCUCACAGAUUGUGACGCCCACGAAGAGCCGCCCACCCUCAAGCCCAUGGGAGGGGGGGUUGAGGGCAGGGCUCAGAGCCGACUGCAUAAGCGCUUGAAAUCGGACAGCGAGAUCCUGACCAGCAAGCGGCUCCAGAGGGAGAGGGAGCACGGCGGUGGAGCCACAACCCAGCGACUGCUCAGCGACAGCGGCGUCAACGGGAUCCCCGGUGUAGGCAGGCGCACCUCCGUCCUCUUCAAGAAAGCCAAAAACGGGGCGAGGCUGCAGAAGGGCUACGAGAGCCCACUGCACAACGGGGACGAGCACGGACCCCCGGCCCGCAAGAGUGGCACCUCGGAGAGUGAUGGGGAGAAACCCCCGCGCAGGGCGGCAGAGGCAGGGUUAACGAACGGCUUUGGAAAGCACGCACAAAGUGGCUCAGACUCGGAGUGCAGUUCAUCAUUCACGGCUGCUGUGCCGUUUGAGAAAGACGGGAGCACUUCUCCUCCCAAACGCAGUCGUGGAAAGCCAGCACUUUCCAGGGUUCCCUUUCUAGAGAGCGUUAAUGGGGACUCUGAUUACACCUCCACAGGCAGAAAUAUCUUGAUGCCAUUUGAAAGCAAUGCAGAACUGGAGACUUUGGACCUUGUGUGGGCAAAGUGUAGGGGGUACCCUUCGUAUCCGGCGCUGAUUAUCGACCCCGAGAUGCCGCGGGAAGGUUUGCUGCACAAUGGGGUCCCGAUCCCGGUCCCCCCUUUAGAUGUGCUGAAGCUGGGGAAGCAGAUGCAGAGCGAAGCGGCGGACAGGCUUUUCCUCGUCCUUUUCUUUGACAACAAGAGGACCUGGCAGUGGCUUCCCCGUGACAAAGUCAUGCCCCUGGGAGUGGAGGACACGAUGGAUAAGCUGCGCAUGAUGGAGGGGCGGAAGACCAGCAUCCGCAAGUCCGUUCAGGUGGCGUACGACCGCGCCAUGAUGCACCUGAGCCGAGUGCGGGGCGAUCACGCCUUCAUCACCUCCAAUUACCUCUAGAAACACAAAACAAGGCUGUGUUUGUAUUAAAGGACAACCAAAACUAUUGAAGUACUGUUCCGCAAAAACGUCACAAGAGCUUUUUUUAUUUUAUUUUAUUUCUAUUCAUUUUUAUUCACGUCUUUCUAAAGAAGAAAGAGAAAAAAGCAUCACUGCCAUUUCUUGUAAUAUAAUAGCUUUUUACUUUAAUCUUUUAUGAACCUCCUCUUGUACAUGGAAAGCACAUUUCAUGGUACUCUUGUUUUUGAAAUGCAUUUUCUGAGGGCACUACGAGCUAGACGAUUAUGUAAAUACUUGUAAAAUAAUGUUAUACAUUAUUGUUGGCUGCACCAUUCAUUAAGCGUCUCUGUGGUGCUUACAGUUCCCUUUUUUUAAACCACAAAAAUGUAAUUUAUUUAAAAGAAGAAGAAACCAUGUCGUUUUGACAAUUGAAAAUACUAGAUGAGUUAUUAAAUAUAUAUAUAUAUGUAUAUAAAAAACAACGAAUAAGCAGUGGGCUUGUGUGACCUUGUGUAUAACAUUAUAAGGUUUUAAAAACAUUUUUAUUACAUUUUAUGAUUUCAUUUGUAAUGUUUUUGAGAUGUUUAUGGGACCUAAAUGUUGCUGAUAGUCCACUGUAAAGCACAGGAUGUUGUAUUUAUUGUAGAAAGUGUUUGCUUUCUAGAUCUGUUUAUAACAUGGCUAUGAGAGAAAUUCUACGCUUGUACAAAAUGCAGAUUUUACCUACUAUAUAACCUGACUGUCUGAAAGUAUAUUUUCUCUCUUGAGAAAUAAAUGUUCUAAUCUACA
Acipenser ruthenus (sterlet) is the source of this 5277-nucleotide messenger RNA. RefSeq names its product bromodomain and PHD finger-containing protein 3. The record is from RefSeq and is a predicted model, not a curated record. The transcript has 13 exons. Gene Ontology annotation, molecular function: protein binding. Gene Ontology annotation, cellular component: MOZ/MORF histone acetyltransferase complex. Gene Ontology annotation, biological process: regulation of transcription by RNA polymerase II. The coding region runs from base 727 to 4488 and encodes 1253 amino acids. NCBI's taxonomy places the organism in Eukaryota, Metazoa, Chordata, Actinopteri, Acipenseriformes, Acipenseridae.